CGCGCUAUUACUGCAUUAAUGCUAUAAAUAUAAGUUAAUAACAUUGAUAUUCCAUUGAUUAGCAUAAUUCUGUAAUUAUAGAAUACGGUACGUUCCGUAUUCUAGUACCGUACCUACUGCAGUAAGCUACCUAAUCUCUGACAUUUUCUCGAUGAUCGUCUGAUUCCAGCCUUUCACCUACACUAUCACAAUACAGACAAGAUGAGCCUAUGGUUGAAGUGUUCUACCUUAGCUAAAGGUUUUCAACAGACACGUCUAUCUUUACUUACAAACAGACAGUAUUCAGCUUUUCGGAAAAAUCAGCGAUCAGCUGUAUUCAAAUGGGUUUCACCUUUGCGUAAGUCUGCAGAUAUUGCAAAACAGCUCCCAAUUCAUCAGCCUGGUCAAAAAAUAAUCGGAUGGUGGCUAGCUGGAUGUUGUGGCCUGGUGGUUGGUGCUGUUGUUUUGGGUGGUGUGACUCGGCUAACAGAAUCUGGAUUGUCUAUGGUUGAUUGGCAUCUUAUCAAAGGUAUGAAACCACCAACUUCACAAGAGGAUUGGGAGAAUGAGUUCAACAAAUAUAAACAAUUUCCUGAGUUCCGAAUAUUGAAUCAUGAUAUGACAUUGAAAGAAUUUAAAUUUAUCUGGUACAUGGAAUACAGUCAUAGAAUGUGGGGAAGAUUAAUUGGUGUCGUCUAUCUUCUACCACUUGCUUACUUCUGGAAGAAAGGUUGGUUAAAUCGAGGAAUGAAAAUCAAGUCAGGAUUACUGGGAACUCUUCUUGUUUCACAGGGACUUAUCGGUUGGUUCAUGGUUAGGAGUGGACUCGAAGAGAGGUUCGCAGAUUCAGAUGUACCGAGGGUCAGCCAGUACAGACUCGCUACACACUUGGGUUCAGCAUUUCUACUUUAUACUGGAAUGCUAUGGAUGUCAUUAACGCAAUUACUUCCCAAAAAGUCUUUAAAUUUAUCAACAACGCGGAAAUUGGUGCUUCGAUAUCAUGCAUAUGGCUUAAUGAGCCUUGUUUUUGUUACUGCUCUAUCAGGUGCAUUUGUGGCUGGUCUAGAUGCAGGACUUGUAUAUAAUUCAUAUCCCAAGAUGGCAGACAGGUGGAUACCAAGUGACCUAACAGCGUUCACCCCAAAAUGGCUUAAUAUAUUUGAAAAUCCUACCACUGUGCAGUUCGAUCAUAGAAUAUUAGGUCAUCUUAGUUUAGCAUCAGUCAUGAGUAUGUGGUAUAUGGUACGAAGAUCUUCAGGUGUCCAUUCACGCGCCAUACUUGCAUCUAAUUUUAUGCUGGGAAUGGCUUUUAUUCAGGUACUGUUGGGAGUAACAACUUUGCUGACUUAUGUUCCAACAUCUACAGCGGCCAUGCAUCAAUCAGGGUCUCUUACUCUCCUAUCAUUCACGACAUGGCUGGCUCAUGAGCUGAGACGUGUACCUAAGUAAGCAAAACUGACUAUUCCACCGCAGAGACUAUGCACAGAUGAAGAAACAAAAGAAUGGCAGAAUUCUACAAAUAAUAUUGAAUUUAAUAAAUAUCAGCAUUUUUUUACAGCUUGCAAAUAUAAAUACAAUUAUGUCAUUUCCUAA
Styela clava is the source of this 1572-nucleotide messenger RNA. The record is from RefSeq and is a predicted model, not a curated record. NCBI's taxonomy places the organism in Eukaryota, Metazoa, Chordata, Ascidiacea, Stolidobranchia, Styelidae.